UUAUCGGUAAUGAAAAAUCUCAUUUUAUGCGCCCUUGAAACGAAAUGCAUGUGCCCAUGCAUUAAGACUCUCUCGACACGAGAGAAGAAAAAAAAUCUAUUAACUUUUAUCGCAAGCAUAAAUCGAAAUGUACCGUUCGCUCGUAAUCAUAUCGCCAAAAUCUAAUGCCACGCCAAUAAACAAUACGCCUCUAUCUCCGCAUGCAACGCACAAACAAUUCUAUCUCUUUCUGAAAUGGAUUUAUUAAAAACAUGAAGAGAAAUAAAAACAAGGGGGAUCUUGAACAUUCAAUUUGAUAUUACAUUCCGGAGUGAAACUAUCCUAAUGCAAACAUGACCAUACGGUUCGUAUGAAUGAUCAAGAAAUUCAGAGCGCCAGCUAAGAGAAAAUUAAAGCAAAACACAGACCGAGAGUGAAUAUGAGUCUUGAAGCUUAUGAUUUUGAUUCGAUCGGAAUUAAAAAUGGGAUCCUGUCAGAAUGCUCAGGCGGUGACUGAAUGCAGGCAAACAAAAUAAAAAUUUCAAUAAACCACAAACACUAUGAAAAAUGAUCCCUUUUCGGAAAAUGCAACAAACGACAGCAACAACGACGACGACGAUGUCAGGAAAUGAAUGUGUUUGUGUUGCGCUAUGCACAAAUAGUUUCCAAGCAUAGAAUGUGAUCAUUAAAAUAAAAAGGACGAGGACGAGGGAAACAGAAUAAAUGCCAUAAUUUAUAUCCAGUAUUUCUUUUUCUUUUUUUUCCUUUAGUUGUUCGUUGUGCACUAACACCAAUGCCAUUUGGUAAUUUCAGUCAUGCAUUCACCGAUACAUGCACAUGAAAAUGGAACGAACCGAUCAAGUCGAACGAAACGAACCUACAGCAAAAAUAAUAAUAAUAAAUACUACAGCAUAGAGCAUGUUUUGGAGGGGGUCUGAAAAACUGAACACCCAAAUACCAUUACACGAACAAACAAUUACAUUGGUAUUGAAUCGAAUGAAAAGGAUCUACGAGACUUAUUCCAUAUAUACAUAUAUACACUAGGCUAGAGAGAGCUCUAUGGCAAACUUGCUGCAAUGACAACAACAACAUUACGAACAGAACAUGAUUGUACUGCGCACACUGUGUGCAUACGUGCAUAUACAUGUGUAUGUGAAUCGUCGUCAUUUGAGCAUUGAAGACAGCGGGCACGCGACACACACACCAAAGUCUCGUUACAAUAUCAUACGCGUAUAUUGUUGUGUAUCUCGUAAAGAAAAGGAAUUAAACAGCUGGCUCAUCGGUUGGUUCAGAUAGUAAGUGCCAGUUACUCAACGACAUCGGAAGCAGAACAACGCGCGUGCGUAUCCAACGAACACAUUUCAAUUUUUUUCGUCGUUUUUAAGAGAAACACCAAAGAAAAUACGAUCAAAAGAGAAAACUCAAAGGAAAAAAGAAAACAACAAAAUAUAAAUCGUUUGAAUCAUCAUCAUCAUCGUCGUCGUCGUUAUCCACGAAACAAAAGCGGGCGAAACACGAAGAAGAAUACACCAACGAGAAUUCUUCAUUCGGUUUUUAUAUUAUUUUUUUCUCUACGGUUGUGCAUCGAAUUAUACGUGAACACACAUUCGUUGCUCUCUAUUUUGAUUCAUGAUCUUUGUUAGCGCACACGUUGGUGGCAGGCGGUAUUAUCUUGUCUUUUGUUCCGUUUGAAUUCGACAUCACGAUUUACAUAUUUAUUUGUGUGCUGUGAAAGAAAAGAAGGAGAAAAAAAAAACACGGACAGACAUUAACAAGAUAGGCACGGGCCUCUGAACAAUUUAAUUUUGUGAAUUUAAAAAAAAAUUGAGUGAAUGAACAUAGAAAAAAGAACUACAGACAGUUUAUUAUUAAAAGUUAUUCAAUUUGUUGAAAAGAAAGAAGUUAAAAAAAUACCAUUUGGAUCGUAAAUUCCAAGGGAAAUUUAUAUCAUCAGUGAUAAGAACAACGAAUAUAUAAACAAGAACAGCAUUCAGCAUUAUUUUUGGUAUUGAACUCGAAACGUAAACAGUAAAAAUAAUUGAUUGUGCGUUCUUAUCUAUGACUCGACUUCGGUGUUUGGAGCAACAACGUUAAUUCAACCUUCGCACUUCAAGCCGUGUAUAUUUGAAUGUCGCGUACGUACAUAAAUUAAAUUGAUUGUGAUAAGCACGUGUGAGAACGCAACAACAAACAUAACCAAUCGCAUCGUCAUUUGUUUAUUUUGGAGGUAACGCAUUUUUCUGUUGACAAAACAACAGAGAAAAAUGGCAACAAUCAGUGUUUUGUCAUAUGGAAAUCCAUCGGUGGGCCAAACAUUGGCAAACAACAACGGAAUGAAAGUGUCGAUUGUCAACAGGACGAAAUGUUCGCCAGCGCUUCAAAUCAAAUCAUCAAACAACGUAAACAAUAACAAUAAUCUUAACAAGACGAACUUGAAUGUGAAACCAAACAACAAGCGUUCGUACAAUGCAAUGGCAAAGAAGCAAAAAGCACAACCAUUGACGGAGACGAAUACGAACAUCAUGACAACAAACAAUGCUACAGCAAAUUCUGCAUCGGCAGCACAGCGAUCAGCAAAAUUGGCAAAAACAUUGAAACGUCCAUUGCCUGAGAUCGAUACAACGGUUUUGUGUCGUGCAAGUGGUGGAAAAUCGAAAGUAUUUCCGAUGCCAAUGGCUGUAGCGCGUCGUAAUGCUCGUGAACGUAAUCGUGUGAAGCAAGUAAACAAUGGAUUUGCUGCACUUCGUGAUCGUAUCCCAGAAGAAGUGGCCGAAGCUUUUGAAGCGCAGGGAAAUGGUCGUGGAUCGAUUAAGAAAUUGAGCAAGGUUGAAACACUUCGUAUGGCCGUCGAAUAUAUUCGGAGCUUGGAACGAUUACUGGAUAUUGAUCAUGAUUCCGAUGCAGGAAAUUUGAGCAACGACUUUCAAAUGGCCAAUGAAUCAUAUCAAUUGUCCGACACAUCAUCGGUAUUGUCAACAUUAACACCUCCGCCAUCGGAUAACAUAUCGAGUGGCAGCUUCGAUGAAAUCGACGGUCUACCCGAUAUAACAGUCAUUGAGGGUCAUCAAUACAUUCGCAUUCCGGGCACAAACACAUAUCAAUUGCUUGAGACAACUGUUGGCGACGAACAAUCCAUUGUAUACGAAAAUGACGAAAAUAUCGAACCAAUGAUGCAACCGAAUCAACAACAGCAUUUAAUGCUACAGCAACAACAACAACAACAACAGCCAACACCACCAAUCGACGACUAUACAACUGAUUCCAUUAACUGUUAUAGCAAUGAUGUGUACAACAGCCAAAUUCAUAUCUUAACACCUGCAUCAAUAUCACCGGGUGCAUACAGUAUGCAAUCUUCAACGGCUGGCCUAUCACCUGCUUUGCAUGAUACGACCACAAUAACGAUGCCACUGCACACAACGCAAUUUCUAACCACAACAGCAGAAGCAGCAGCAGCAACAACAACUACCAUGGCCGGUAUAAAAAAUGAAUGCUCACCACUGCCUUCCCUCAACGAUAGUGCCUUAUACACGAAUCCAUUAGCCGAUCUACCAAUUAAUCCACACAAUUACGGAGGCAUACUUACGCUACAAACCAAACUGAAAGAUGACAUCGAUCUCGGCGAUGAGCCCGCACUCUCGGAAGAAAGUAUGCUCGAAGCGAUGAACUGCUGGUGGAGCAACCAACAAUCUAACGGACCAAUCGUUCAUAAUUCAUAGUUUCAUACAAAACACAAUAGGUAAAUGUACAUUUGUAAAAUAGCUUGAAUUAAUUCAAUUUUCCUUUAAUUUAAAUCAGUUUUUAUAUUAAACGAAUAUUUCUGAAUAAGGAAAUCGGAAUUUUAUCGAAAUUUAAGAAGAAAAAACUGCACAUUGCCACCUCUGAAAGCAAAAAGCCAAACAUUUCCAUACUAAAGAUCCAAUGACAAAUAUAAAUUCCAUUUCUUAUUGCAUCUUUUCCAUAGUUAAUCUAAAUCAUGUUCAGAGGUGACACUUUGCAAUCAAUAUAUGCAUUAGAAUCAUACGAUUUGCAUAAAAAGAAUAUUUUAUUUAUAUUCAGCGACAAUUUCAACCAGUGAAUUUACAAUUAAUUUAGAUUUAAUAGCAUUGCAAUUAGGCCUAUAAGAAACGAAAAUUCUUGAUCACUUUCCCAUUGAAGGCUAUUCAAUUUAACAUAAGUAGCGCAUAGAAAGCUGUUCGAAUAUUUACUUAUAGAAGUCAUAAGAGUUUUUGUUUCUUUUCAUCCUACGUCGCUAUCAGCACCUAUUCCUGUAACCAUUUGCUAUCGAUUCACUAAUAUUAUUUAUUUAACGUUUUAAUUUAUAUAUGAGUACGAUGUCAAAAUUGGCCAUUCGCAUAGAAUACUAUAUUUAAAAGUAAAUAAAACUAUUUUUCAUAUAUCAAAUAUAUCCAGAGAACAAAAAAAACCAUCAAA
This is a messenger RNA of Sitodiplosis mosellana (orange wheat blossom midge), 4410 nucleotides long. It is a transcript of the gene ase, whose product is annotated as achaete-scute complex protein T8. The transcript has 2 exons. Bases 2244 to 3695 code for a protein of 483 amino acids. Lineage: Eukaryota; Metazoa; Arthropoda; Insecta; Diptera; Cecidomyiidae. The record is from RefSeq and is a predicted model, not a curated record. Gene Ontology annotation, biological process: developmental process; regulation of transcription by RNA polymerase II. Gene Ontology annotation, molecular function: RNA polymerase II transcription regulatory region sequence-specific DNA binding; DNA-binding transcription factor activity, RNA polymerase II-specific; protein dimerization activity.